AUGGCAUCGUCGAAGCUCCACACACUGGACACUCGGCAUUUGAAGCUUGCACUCGUUCAGUUGUUCGAAGGACGGUUUCAACUCGCUGAGCAGGUGGUGACGGCAAUCGACGGGAGUGACGGCGGUGCCUGCCACCUCGGUGGCUGA
Peronospora matthiolae is the source of this 147-nucleotide messenger RNA. NCBI's taxonomy places the organism in Eukaryota, Oomycota, Peronosporomycetes, Peronosporales, Peronosporaceae. The record is from the annotation of a GenBank genome assembly.